This is a messenger RNA of Leptonychotes weddellii (Weddell seal), 884 nucleotides long. The record is from RefSeq and is a predicted model, not a curated record. Lineage: Eukaryota; Metazoa; Chordata; Mammalia; Carnivora; Phocidae.
GCCACCCGGCUUCCGCCCGGGCUUGGCGUCGGCUCAGUCCCCACCCGGCCGCGGGCGCGAUGGCGGGGGCCGCACUGAGGGUCGCCGGGAGGCAGCUCAGCCAGCACAGCGGCUCUGGAGUCCCCAUUCUCCUACGGCAGAUGUUUGAGCCCAAGAGCUGCACCUACACGUACCUCCUGGGUGACAGAGAGUCCCGUGAGGCCAUUCUGAUCGACCCGGUUCUGGAGACAGCACCUCGGGAUGCCCAGCUGGUCAAGGAACUGGGGCUGCGACUGCUGUAUGCUGUGAAUACCCACUGCCACGCGGACCACAUUACGGGCUCAGGGCUGCUCCGGUCCCUACUCCCCGGCUGCCAGUCUGUCAUCUCCCGCCUUAGUGGAGCCCAGGCUGACUUGCACAUUGAGGAUGGAGACUCCAUCCACUUCGGGCGCUUCAAGGCUUCUCUCCUGUUGAUUUACUCACCUCUGAGCUUUCCCUUCCCAGGCUGUGCUAAGACCUUGUACCACUCAGUCCACGAAAAGAUCUUCACGCUUCCAGGAGACUGUCUGAUCUACCCUGCUCAUGAUUACCGCGGGCUCACAGUGUCGACCGUGGAGGAGGAGCGGACUUUGAACCCGCGGCUCACCCUCAGCUGUGAGGAGUUUGUCAAGGUCAUGGACAACCUGAACUUGCCCAAGCCUCAGCAGAUAGACUUUGCUGUUCCAGCCAACAUGCGCUGUGGGAUCCAGACUCCCCCUUCCUGACCCGGCUUUGUCAGGUGCUCAUUUCUGUUAAGAAUGCACUAGGUGGGGUACAGAGAGAGGUGCCAUCGCCAGGCCUCUCUUCUUCCCCUCCCUCACCAGCCCCUGAGCUUCUUAAAUAAAUAAAAUAUAUAUAUAUAUAUA